Molecule: messenger RNA, 513 nt
Organism: Biomphalaria glabrata
Lineage: Eukaryota; Metazoa; Mollusca; Gastropoda; Planorbidae
Exons: 1
Coding region: 1-513 (170 amino acids)
Biological process (GO): DNA integration
Molecular function (GO): nucleic acid binding
Source: RefSeq, a predicted model, not a curated record
AUGUCUUCCUCUACGGUCGUUAAAUGUCUCAAUGAACUAUUCGCCCUAUUUGGAUUUCCAGCGUACGUCCACACUGACAGGAGAACUUCGUAUAUGUCUACAGAGGUGCAGCAUUUCCUCCACGAGAGAGGAAUGGCAACCAGUAGAACGACCCCUUACAGUCCGAGAGGAAACGGACAAAUAGAGAAACUUAACGGGACUUUAUGGAAAGCCAUCACCUUGGCUCUACAUUCUAAGGAAUUGGACAUAGCUAAAUGGGAACUAGUACUAAAUGAUGCUCUGCAAUCCAUCCGGUCAUUACUAUGCACUGCAACUAACAGGACACCACAUGAACGACUUCUUGGGUUCAACCGAAGAAGUGGUUCCGGAACAUCCUUGCCAACAUGGUUGACCAGUCCUGGUCCUGUCCUGCUGAAGAAGAACGUUAGAUCAUCUAAAUAUGAUCCCAUAACAGAGGAAGUUGAUUUGGUAACAUGCAACCCUGUACGCUGUAAUCCGAACACCAAACGGUAG